Molecule: messenger RNA, 917 nt
Organism: Hypoxylon trugodes
Lineage: Eukaryota; Fungi; Ascomycota; Sordariomycetes; Xylariales; Hypoxylaceae
Exons: 4
Coding region: 151-402 (83 amino acids)
Source: RefSeq, a predicted model, not a curated record
CAUCACCUUUCAUCUUCAUAUUUUUUACAUGCUAGCUCGGAAUUAAUUACAACAACUAUUUUAUAGCCACUACCGCGCACCCGUUAACACUGUUGACUUUAUUUGCUGUAUAUACUUGUAUUGGUUCGUGAUUCAUAGUGACAUUUGACAAUGAGGUGGGGGUCUUGGAUAUUCCUCAUGGAGGACUACAUCGUUCAGAAGCUUGUCCGAUCCCCAUCCUUCCAACGAGGCGUUCAACGCAUUCAUCGAAGCGUACACGAUUUGCAGCACGGCCGAGAUCCAACCGAACCGCUACGAGAGGGAGAGGCAACCCGAGACCCUGCAAAUUCUGGAUUUGGACGAUUCUUAUCCCAUUUUGCCGACGAACUACGGAACCAAGCCCGCGGUACGACUAAGAAGUGAGCAGCCCAUACACAAGUGAAAUACGCGAGUAUUAGGGCCUACUAUAGUAAGAGCGCCGCCACAAUAGGGGAUAUGAAGAAUCCGGAUCCUUAUAAAGUUUCAGCCGUCAGCCGCUUCAAAUGAGGCAACUUCAGACUGCUGUCUCGCCUUCCCUGUAGCUUUGUCUAUAGCCUCCAGCGCUUCGGCAAUCAGCGUAGCUUGGAUCAUUGAAAGAACUAGUUUUGUCCACGAAGGCGGAAUGGGGGACUACUUCGAAAUAUGCCUACCUAGGUAGUUCGAGUGGAUGUCUUGCGCGAGUAUCGAACAUGAUCCGGUAUCUAGGCAUCAUAAAACCUAACGAGGUGACCACACGACACGACUCGCGAGCGCGGCGCCUUCUCAGGAUUUAGCCGUGGCGCCGAUCACUAGAGUGCUCGAGGGAUAUCUAACUCUGAUAUCUAUCAUUAUUAUAAGAUUAUAUAAAACUCGAAAGACUAAGAUAUAAUUAAUAGAGCGAAAUACACUUUUAUUAUACA